Messenger RNA from Habropoda laboriosa, 641 nucleotides. RefSeq names its product U1 small nuclear ribonucleoprotein C (gene snRNP-U1-C). The coding region runs from base 129 to 641 and encodes 170 amino acids. Gene Ontology annotation, molecular function: zinc ion binding; pre-mRNA 5'-splice site binding. The transcript has a single exon. Gene Ontology annotation, cellular component: nucleus; U1 snRNP. NCBI's taxonomy places the organism in Eukaryota, Metazoa, Arthropoda, Insecta, Hymenoptera, Apidae. Gene Ontology annotation, biological process: spliceosomal snRNP assembly; mRNA 5'-splice site recognition; mRNA splicing, via spliceosome. The record is from RefSeq and is a predicted model, not a curated record.
UGUGCGUGUAUAUAACCUGUAAUUAAACGUUAACGUUCAAACGUGAAAAAUUGAUACAAUUACAAGAAAUUGUGCAACGCACCGUAAAAAACAUUUUACGAUUGUUGGGUUUAUAAUCUAAGUGAACAAUGCCAAAAUAUUAUUGUGAUUAUUGUGAUACAUAUUUGACACACGAUUCGCCAAGUGUACGAAAGACACAUUGUCAGGGACGUAAACAUAAAGAUAAUGUCAAAUAUUUUUAUCAAAAAUGGAUGGAAGAGCAAGCACAACAUCUAAUCGAUGCAACAACAGCAGCAUUUAAAGCAGGGAAAAUUGCAUCUAAUCCUUUUGCGGCAAACAAGGGAGCAGCAAUUCCACCACCUCCAAAUCUUGGGCCUCGUCCUGGCGUGCCACCUCAAGGUCCACCAGGUAUGAUGCCACCACCAGGAAUGCAUCCUGGUGGACCAAUGGGACCAGGUGGUCCAAUGAUGAUGGGACCACAUGGACCAAUGCCACCGAUGAUGGGUAUGAGGCCACCUAUGAUGGGACCUAUGGGACCAAUGGGACCAAUGAUGGGUCCUAUGGGACCUAUGGGUCCAAUGAGACCACCAAUGAAUGGACCACCACCACCAAUGGGAGGACCUCCACCGAUGAAGAAAUAA